GUCAGUUUCCUGCUCCAAUCCUAGGUUUCUUUGGUAAUGGAUAUCUUAACACUAGAGUCCUCGUCUUGGCCAGCGGGGCUUUGCUUUUAAAUGAAUAAUUCUUCCCUUUCUCUCAAGUGCCAGCCUAAGCUUCUGCCACUUCAAAUGGGAUCACGCUACGUGCGUCAUCUUGCUGACAUGGUGACUGUACAGAUACAGUAAAAGGAUGUUGAAAAUAUAUGAUAAAAAAGAAACACGAUAAAGGAGAAGAGAAAAUAAAUUUCCAUACCGAAAGAGGUGUUGAAGAACAGGACAUGAAUCAUUACCGCAUUGUUAAGUUUUCCUGCUUUUUUCAACUUAAAACAUCAGAAGCAGCUCCAUUACAACUAUGAAAAAAGGCACUCAAGCAGCUCCAGUGUUGAGUUCAAGAUCCUUAGAUCCCAGUUCUCCAAUUUUCUGGUGGAAUCACUCCCGCAAUACUGCAGGAACAUAAGUCUUAGAGAAGAAGGUCAAUCAACAUGUCUGGGUGGCUUGAAUUCCUUAAGUUUGUACUUUGUUGUGUAGGAGAACGUGAAGAAGAUCCUAAUGUUGUAUUAGGUUCAAGGUCAAGAAAUAAUUCAUCAGAUGUUGGAUCAAGUUGCUUUAGGUCUGUGGAAAGAAUCAAUGAUAGAUUUCAGAUUUUCAAUAAUCGCCCAGCUGCACCCAUAUAUUCCGAUGUACCAGCAACAGUUCUUUCUAGACCGUCUCCAUUUCAACCAGUACCUUCAACAACUGCAUCGAAACCAUCACCUCAAGCGAAAACAUUGUCAUUCAAAUCAUCUCCAUUACCACCUCCACCUCCACCUUCAACUUCUUCAUCAAAACCAUCCCAUCAAGAUCCUAUUCCUGCUUGCCAUCCAUCUCCAUCUUCAUCUCCUAAACCACUCUCAUCAUUUCUUAGACCGCCAACUUCAUGUUCUAAUCAAUCUCAUCUUCACGUGUACGGGCAACAGUUCUUUCUAGACCCUCUCCUUUUCCAUCAGUACCUUCCAACAACUUCAUCGAAACCAUCACCUCAAGCUACAACAUUGUCAUUCAAAUCAUCUCCAUUUCCACCUCCACCUUCAACUUCUUCAUCAAAAUCAUCCCAUCAAGAUCCUAAUCCUGCGUUCCAUCCAUCUCCAUCUCCUAAACCACUCCCAUCAUUUCUUAAACCCCCAGCAUCAUCUUCUAAACUCUCUCCAUCUUCAUCUAAAGCAUCCCCAUCUUCACCAGGACCAUCUUCAUCAUCCUCUAAGCAGCCUCCAUCCUUCAAACCAACUCUAUCUCUGGCUUCCCCAAAUUUAAUUAAUGAGCAGACAAAAGUCAGCUACUCGUUGGAUCAAAAGGUUAUGUCACCUAUUUACGCGGUUCCCAAGGAUAUUGAGGACUUGAUCAAGAGAGACAUAGUGCCUGAAGUUCUCAAUGAACUGUUGUCUCCUUCAACAUACAAGGAUUAUUUUGCUGCCCUUCUGUAUGCCGAGGACUUCUACAUUGAGAAAUGGAGUAAAUUUAAAUUGGAGAAAAUUACUCUCAAGUUGAAAGAUGCAGCAAUCAUUAAGAAGCAUGGCAGGAAUGAAUACUUCAGUGACAGUCAUGAAAAGGAUAAUAAAACCUUUGUAGAAUUUGAGAUUGACUCAUGUCGUGAGAGGAGGCCAUUUCUUUUGUCCAGAGACUUUGCCUUUGCGCGACCUUCAGGUCAAAAAACCGAGCCAUAUCAGGGUGUUAUCUAUCGCGUGGUGAGGAGUACUGUUGUACUGGUUGAAUUUGGCGAAGAUUUUCAUUUGCAGCAUCAUUCAACCCGUAAAUAUGAUGUUAGCUUCUCAUUUAACAGAGUUUGUUUGAAAAGGGCUCACCAAGCGAUAGAAGCCGCUUCCGAUCCUUCAUUUAAAAAUUUCCUUUUCCCAGAUUUUGUCCACAGAAAGAGUAUCCCAACCUCUACACCUCUCCAUUUUAUCAAUCAUAAACUUGAUGCGUAUCAAAGAUCUGCUGUUCUCGAGAUUUUGAGCUUUCGAGGACCACCACCUUAUCUUGUUGAAGGUCCGCUUUGUUCGAAAGAGUAUUCAAAACAGCUAUCAAGGACUGGAUUGGUGGUCCAGGAAGCAGUACUCCAAAUUUAUCGAAGUUCAUCAAAGCAUCGGAUUCUUAUAUGUGCACCCAUUAACAGAACAUGUGAUGUUCUGAUGCAAAGCUUAAAAAUUGAUAUUCCUGUUGAAAUAAAACUCAAUCUAGAAGCCCACGCGCCCCGAGGAAGAAGACGAGUGAGCCACACGCGCGCCAUAUUUGAUCCGCGCCGAGCCAAGUCUCAAGCCGAGUCGCGAGCCGAGCCACAAGCCAUAUUUCGAAGCCGAGCCGAGCUCCAAGCCAUAUUCCGAAGCCAAGCCAAGCUCCGAGCCAUAUUCUAA
Molecule: messenger RNA, 2402 nt
Organism: Populus euphratica (Euphrates poplar)
Lineage: Eukaryota; Viridiplantae; Streptophyta; Magnoliopsida; Malpighiales; Salicaceae
Exons: 6
Coding region: 498-2402 (634 amino acids)
Source: RefSeq, a predicted model, not a curated record